Pocillopora meandrina is the source of this 3499-nucleotide messenger RNA. Lineage: Eukaryota; Metazoa; Cnidaria; Anthozoa; Scleractinia; Pocilloporidae. The record is from the annotation of a GenBank genome assembly.
ACUCGAUAAAUGAAGAGUACUUCCUUUUCAAGUUGAGUUAAAGGCUUUUGAACUGAUCCAGCUGCACAAUCAACUCGCUUGUUCGAGUAGACAUCAACAAUGCCAGAAGAGGAGCGAAUUAUAACUUCUCCUGUUGCAAGCAACGUCAAAAAUCCACCAUGGGGAACUGAACCAGACACACCAAACACAGGUUUGUAAGCGAACGGUUUGCGAUUAUAAACAUCCAAAUCUUUUCAUCACCAAACGCAAAUAAUUAAACCUCCUCGGCUGUCGCGUUUGUGUGUCAAUUGAUCCCAAUAAUUAUAUUUAUUGUUUGUUGAUGUACUUUUAGCGUCUGGAGUAAGAAAAAAGCAGUUCCCUUGGACAACUUACUCGAGAGACUAUGUAGGAGCGACCGGAACACCUGCACAUCCACAAAGGUAACUUAAAAAGUUCAAUGAGGCAAUUUCAUAAAUAUGCUGGAAUUAUUUGAAAGCUAGAGUAGGCAUGAGGAAUCCGAUAUCAUGCGCCUAGCACGUUAAGUGCUCUUCCCUCUGUGAGUCUUAGAUCAGUUGCUUCCAGAUAUCUAGCGAUAUUAGGACAGAAAAACAUUCUGGGUGAGCAGACGUGAGACAGUAGUUAAACAAUAGGCAUAAACUCCCAUGAAGCUCCCACAGCUAAUAAGCCUAUUAUCGAUUUUGGUAAUUAUUACCAAGAAAAACAUGAAAUAUCUUAAGUUAACCUAUGAAAUUCACAAUUCCAACAGUUUUUGAUUAGAACUCCUUAAGUUACUUCUGCCAUGUUAAUGAAUAUCGUAGGCAGUUAUGAAGCCCAUCAAAUAUAAGGAAGCCUUGCAAUACAUGUAAUCGUUCACUAGGACACAGACGCACCUAUGAGGCGAUAAUCAAUCAAAGGGUUGACUGAGGAUGGCAAGAAUUUUCACGGAUUUCGAGUGAAGACUGAAAAAAGAAUAACAUUAAUAAUGAUAAUUAAACGAAGGAACAUGUCAUACCAGUAGUUGAAGGGAGCCAUUAAGGCGUGACCAAUCCUAACCCUUUAGGGGACCGGUCAUUAUCUAUUGUCUGAUCCCCCCUUUAUACUCUGUCGGCGACGACUAAACCCCCUCCCGUUCCCCCUGAAAACCAUGUGAACCCCCAAAUAUCCCCCGACACCCCUUCCCUCCCCUUCAGCGAUAAAUUAUGGUCCCUGAAUCAAGUUUCUCCUUUAUUUCCCUUUUUUUCUCCUAGUAUUUUUUUGUUUGUUUGUUUUUUUAAUUAGAAUUGAUUUUUUCUUCUAGAAUGAGAACCGCGGAGCAUCUACCAUCAGGCUGGCCAUUUGAAUCAAGUCAUUAUCACAGCACAUUUAGAACACCCCAGCUGGCGUACUGCAGACAUAAUGUACAGCCUUACUCCGUGCAUCGGAAAAAUAAUCCACAUGCAGCAAUUCUCGACCCAUGGAAGUACCCGGAUAAGGUAACAUUUCCUCACAUUUGUGGGAGAGUGGGGAUGGGUGGAUGGCAACCUUGUUACCAGGGUCUUUCUUCCUCACGCACUUUCUCGCUUGAGGGAGUGGCAAGGAGAUAGAGAGAGAGCCUAGGGGAGAGUUUGGGCCACUUGGUUUGUGAGACAUAAACAUUUUUUUGUUGAUGUUUUUAACAGAGUUACUUGGUGUGGAGGGACAAUCCAUCUUUGAAUCUCCCGCCUGUUCGGGAAUCGCAGUCGGCACCGAACAUUCUCCAACAUAACAAGAGCCGUCGGAUGUCAACAACAUACAAUACCACCUUCAACGCAAGACCUCUGGGUACGUACAUUGUAAUAACAAGAGAGAGAAUGGAAUUCGUAGCAAGCGCUAUGAUGAUAUAGAAGCGAGUCGAAACUACACGCACGAUAAGCUCGACUCCUCGCGCGAGUGCAGCUAUUUACUUGUCUAUUUCUCGCGCGAUUCUUGGCUUGCAUGCAGUGUGUGUUUUAAAUCAAGCUCGGUGAGUUUUCUGAGAUUUCUGAGAUUUCUGAAUAUCUGAUUCUAGGAGAAGAAGAGGAGGUAACAGUUAGACAAAUCCUAAAAAAAUGAAGGGAAAGGCCAGAAAAAGGAGUCAUUUUUAUAGCAUGCUAACUCGAGACUGGCGAGGAGCUCAUCACCGUCCUUUAAUUGACUGGAUCUGCGUCGUUGCGCCUGUAUAUCUGUGGCUGAAAGGCUUAGCUAUGUAUUCCUUCGUUCACUCUGACCGAGACUGAGGAAAAUGUAUUUUUUUUUGUCAGAACUUCCAAACUACAAACCAAGAACUGCAUGGAAAUCAGACCGCUUCAGACCGACCUCCAAAGGUAAAGCCGGGAAAAGUGUGGUUUAAAAGCCCCAAAAGUUUUAAGUCAGUUCUUUUGCAUGAUUUUCUCUCACUGAGAGAAACUUUAUUUUCCUGAAAGGUGUUGAAGGAAACUUGACAAAAGAUGUGUGUGAAUUCCUAGAAGCUGCUAGAAAACUGAAAGUAAAUUGUAUAUGAAAUCUAGAAAAAGGAACAGUUGAGCAUGCUCGAACCAAUUUUCCUCUCAUAUUUUCAGCCCAGACCCCUGCUCUUCAUUGGCAGACUGAGUACUCUCACGACUUCAGAGGAGCCCGAGGAAGACCGACCACGACUGAACGGUACUGUCAAGAUGUCGAUUGCUUCGUAAAUUACCUUUAUAUUUUCAUAGUUUCUAGUCGUAGUAAUAAUGGUUCUCUUGUUCAUUUUUUUAAGCCCGUGGGACAUGUCUUGGAGUAACUUAAACAUGUGACAUGCGCAAGAAUUGCUCCCCGAUCACCUGAAUAUGACGUCUGAACCAGCCAAUCAAAGCUUAGAAUCCAUUUAGAAAGUUUAAAAGUAGAGUUGUUCGCCUUUUGUUUCCUGUGAGUCAUUUUAUGAUAUAAUGUUGUAACUGCGAAAUUUGCUGAAGUUUUGUGAAAGAUUCAACCACAAGCUUAAAACAUAAAAUUUGUAUUUUGUAAUGUUAAAAAUUAUAUAUUUUUUAGUGAAAUAAAACUGCAGUGAAACACAGUCAUCCUUUAUGACGCAGAACCCUCUUGGUCCCCGAUGCAAAUUACAAUAAAUUAUCGGUAUAAAAUUGGUUAUAAUAAGAGACGGUAUGCGAGGAAAACUCGGUGGUCUGAUGGUUGAAGCGUUAGACUUUGUAUCGACGGAUCUGGGUUCGAGAUCUGGCCGGUCAUCGUGGUGUGUUCUUUGAGUAAGGCUAGACACUAUUUUACCUCCUAAAUAGGUAUCAGAAAGAAAAUAUGUACUCAAUAAAUAUUAUCAUAGGUCACGGAGAUAAGUUCAAUAAGUUUAUAAUCUCUUGGUACCAGCCCAUUGUCAGGGAAACUUGACGGAGGAGCAAUACUUUCACUUGCUUCCAUGCCAGUCAAAACAACAAGUGGUAAGAGGCUAAUAUAACACACAACGUAGCUUAAGGUCUUGCAUCUGUUAAGAAACAAAAGUUUGGCGAUGUAGAAAAAAAAAAAGAACAAAACAUAACGAAGAAGAUUGUUGGCC